AAAAAGAAAAAAAAAUGGCAAAUUUUGUUCUUAAGGUUCCAUGUAUUUUGAGGAGUUUUACUGUGUCUGCUUCAUCCAGUCCUAAUGGGGCUCCUUCUGGUGUUUCUGGAAGAAGUUCUGGUGGUGGUGGUCCAGUGAUUUUGGAACUUCCUAUAGAUAAGAUAAGAAGGCCUCUGAUGAGAACUAGAUCAAAUGAUUCAAACAAAGUUCAAGAACUCAUGGAUAGUAUUAGUCAAAUUGGUCUUCAAGUUCCUAUUGAUGUGCUCGAGGUUGAUGGAAACUAUUAUGGUUUCUCUGGCUGUCAUCGGUAUGAGGCACAUCAGCGACUUGGACUCCCUACCAUACGCUGCAAAAUACGGCGUGGUACAAAAGAGACUCUAAGGCAUCAUAUGCACUAAAACAUCUGAUCUUUUUAUCAUUUGGAGUUGGUACAUGCCAAUUACGAUUAGUGGUUCUAUUCCAUGUUAUGACAGGAGUCUCUUUCUCUUGCUUCUGAAAGCAUAUAGUGAUUCCAGUUUGAUCAUAUAUAUUAUGGGUGUAUACAUAUAUGAAGAUGCAAACGUUUCUUUUUAAUGAUCAAUAAUACAUUGCACUGUUACUACUACAAGGAAUACAAUUCAUUCAUAAUCCAGUUUCUGUUACUCCUUGUGCAAGUUAUGUGUCAUAUCUGUAAUUUCAACCUGAAAUUCAUUGUAAGAAUGCAAUAUUUUAGCCAA
Molecule: messenger RNA, 716 nt
Organism: Cicer arietinum (chickpea)
Lineage: Eukaryota; Viridiplantae; Streptophyta; Magnoliopsida; Fabales; Fabaceae
Product: sulfiredoxin, chloroplastic/mitochondrial
Biological process (GO): cellular response to oxidative stress
Cellular component (GO): cytoplasm
Molecular function (GO): sulfiredoxin activity
Source: RefSeq, a predicted model, not a curated record